Fonsecaea multimorphosa CBS 102226 is the source of this 3144-nucleotide messenger RNA. RefSeq lists its product as uncharacterized. The coding region runs from base 1 to 3144 and encodes 1047 amino acids. The transcript has a single exon. Lineage: Eukaryota; Fungi; Ascomycota; Eurotiomycetes; Chaetothyriales; Herpotrichiellaceae. Gene Ontology annotation, cellular component: nucleus. The record is from RefSeq and is a predicted model, not a curated record. Gene Ontology annotation, molecular function: sequence-specific DNA binding; DNA-binding transcription factor activity; protein binding. Gene Ontology annotation, biological process: regulation of ribosomal protein gene transcription by RNA polymerase II.
AUGUCGUCGCAGGCUAUUGCGACGUCGUCAAGAGGUCUGCCAGAUCUCCCAUCAUGGACCGCUGCUUCGAAUCUGCAUCCGAACGACAGUGACUCCAACCACGAAGAUGAACGAGAACAAGAACACCACCACAUCAGCCCCUCCGUACCAAGCCAUGCGACGUGGGACGGACUAGACGUUCAAACACGGAACCACGCUGUGGGCAAUCUGCUCGCGGCUCUUACACCCCUCGGUCAAACCCAACCCCCGGCUCCCCAGACCGCAACUGCGCCCGUCAGAACAGACAUGGCUCCUUUGCCAGUCCCGAGUCUUGAUGGCUCUCCUGAGGCACCGGCGACGGAAAUGAACAACAUCAACCUAGAAACAGAUCCUGAGAACCUACUUCCCCCUCUCCCGCUGCAAAUACCCGAGGACUUUCUUGCUACUGGCGGGCUCCCUCCGCUACCUCCCACCCUACCGAUGGACUCUUUCACGCAACCCUUGCCGCUUCCUGUAGGACCAGAUGGUCUAUUGACGACCCAUGCGAGCGAACCUCAACCGCUGGCUGCCCCUCCAAUUCCACUAGCAGAACGAAGGGAGAUCGAAGCGUUCGCAAAGAUUGAGUUUGAGGACGGGAACUACUACAUCACCACCUAUGCCUGCGAAUUGGGCAGAGAUGCUUUUGCAUACAGGGCAGCCCUUGCGAAGGAUGAAGAAGCGCGUCAGGCCGAGCAAGACCGUGCACAGAGCUCGAGCGGCAGACGGUCAGGCCUGUCUGGAGGCAUACCACGGCCUGGCGACAGUCAAGUCCAAGGGAGUGUUGUCAGUGAAGCUGGUGGGUUCGGUGGUGUCGAUGACGGCCUGGGUAUGGAGAACGAAAAAGGAGAAGAUGGCCACCCUCUACAUUCGCACUCGUCCGAAAGGUCUGCUGGUAGUGUCGUUAAACCUCAGGAAGUUCUCUACAAUCCUCCUCUGGCUCCUUUCGACUACCACAGAAUGGCAGAACGUCAAGCUCAACUGGAGUACGGCAACGAGCAGGAACCGGAUAAUGAACAGCCAGCACCAGUGACAGCCGACCAUAUCCCGGACGCCCACAAUUGUCCGCUCAUCCCUAUUCACGCAAUGCGCAAUCACCAAAAGUCCGAGUUGGAAAACCACAAGAGUAUCUCCAGGCGGCACGUCAAGAUCCAAUGGGAUUUCGACAAAGAGCGCUUCCAGAUGAAAGUCAUGGGUAGAAAUGGUGCUUUCCUGGAUGAUGUCUACCUUCAGCGCGGUCAAACAAGACCACUUCGCGACGGCUCAAAAAUACAGAUUUCGAACGUCUGGAUGACUUUUAAACUACCCAAGCAAGAACCCGAGUCGGCGAGCGAUGGUUCAGGCCGGGAGGCAGCUGAGCAGAGCCCUUCUCGACCACGGAGCACUUCGCCAACUUCGAAUGAACAAGACAGGAGCGUUUCGCCGCCAAAGCCAGGCCGGGGCAAGACAAAGAUCAUACUGAAUACCAUCGAGAAAAGCGCACCCCCGAGUGCAGAGCCUAUUCUUGGACCUGAUGGUCAGCCUCUUCCUCCGAAAAGGCGGGGACCUGGCAGGCCGCCGAAGGACGGGAUCAUGUCGACUCGGGAAAGGAAAGAGAGGGAGAAGGCGGCCAAGCUUGCAGAAGCAAAGGCCGCAAAUGGAGGAAAGACUCCUCCACCCAUGAUGCGAGGCCCAAAACCGCCCAGACCAACUCCAAUCGAGGAAGAACCCGUGGCAGAACCCAAAGCAGAGAAGAGGAAAUACAAGAAGCGAAAGCGGAUUGGAGAAGACGGCGACAUUGUUCAGUCCAUCGAGGGAGGUGAGGUUGACGUGCCUAGCGAGCCCGAGAAAGCGCCGCCCGUCAAGAAGGCCAGGUCGAAAUCUCCAAGUCCAGACUAUCCUCCUGUCGAGAGCUUGACAGAAGAGCAGCUUGCCAGACCGUCUGAGCCCUAUGCCCGAUUGAUCUACGAUAUUUUGCUUGACAUCCACCCAAAAGCUCUUCCUUUGAAGCAGAUCUACCGGGCCUUGAAGUUGAAAUUUCCCUUCUUUGUACACAGAGUGGACUCGGAAGGAUGGCAGAGCAGUGUCCGGCACAAUUUGAACCAAGAAUGGAACAAGCUCUUCGAAAAGGGCGAGAAGGAAGGGAAAGGGUUUGCGUGGAAAGCAAUCCCUGGAGCCCUACAGCCUCAAGCUGAGAGGAGGCGAGCAGCUCAGCAAGCGGCAGCAUCCAAACCAAAACCCACACCUGCGCCCCGUCAAAAUGCGCCCCAAGGACCUCCUCAGAUGCUGAAUUGGCAGAAUAGCACACCAUAUCCCCAACAGAAUGGGAUGCCGCCUCAAGGACAUCCUCCGCCUUUCUACGGACAAGGCCCACACGGAUCCAUGCCGCCACCUUCAAAUGGAAUGCCGUGGCCGCCUCCGCCAGGAGGAAUGCCGCCGUCGGCUUCAGCAUAUCCUGCAGGUCAGAACCGCCCUUUCUAUCCACCGGCGCAAGCAGGACAGUCGCCAUUUCCACCACAGCACCCGCCUGCUCCUGCGCACUCAGGCCACCCUACAAGCCAGGGAUCUCAUCCGCCGCCAAGUACAACCACGACGCCGGCACCAGCAUCAGCCGUACCCAUUCCCACAAGCUCUUCCGCGUCUCGAAACAUGCCUUGCACCUUGGACGGUCUCAUAACUAUCAAGAAGUUCGAAAGCGCCAUGCUUGAACAGGUCCAUCCCGCUAGAAUAGAACAUUGGCAGAAGAUCUUUGCGUCUGCCACGCGAAGGUUACUCCACGGCCAUCCAGAGUCUUUGGUGCCAGGUGGCCAUACCAUCGAAGAGGAGACAAUCAUGGGGCACAUUCGGGAUUUUAUCCGGCGGUUCAAGAAUCCCAAUUUUGCAGGGUUCUCACGGACUGGCUCGCCUGCGCCCGCCGCCAGUUCAGUCAAUAUGGGCACCGCACGAAACGUUACGCCGCACACUGCAGUGCCUGCAACCACUACGCCUGGUCCUCCUCAACCUGCUCCGUCAGGGCUUGUCAAAUCAAAUCCGCAAGUCCAAGCAGCACAAAGUGGACCCUCGGCACCCUCAGCGAGCAAGGAGGUUGAGGGAACAGAGCCAUCGACAUCGACAUCGACAUCCUCGGCUGACUCUAAACCCAUCACUUAA